AAAUCACGAACAAUUUAUUUCAUUGACAGUGGAUGGAAAAUGUAAAUUUUCUAGUCUAGACCUUGGGACGUAUAUAACCAUGGCAUUUUCCUGAAAAUUGUCGUUCGCGCUAUUCAUAUCAUGUCUGCCUCAAAGGACAAAUGUCUACAAAUGAGCUACCGCAUCGGUCGCGGCGAACAAGGUGUGCUAAGCUUCGAACCGUAUAAAUCCGCCUUACUCCCUCUCUGGCGAUUCCGUACUCUAUCAGUUGCCAGGAAAAGUGCAGAGGAUCUGUGGAUAAAGUUCCAAGAGUAUGAAGAACAAGGUGACUUUGUAGGAAUGGAUAUGACCAGGAAGUUCUUGCAAAUGGGGAUGACACGGGCAAAAAGAUACGCAAAUCACGCUGGAGGAAGAAAGUACUCGAAGGAGACUGGGAAGGAGCUCCAAAAAUCCAGCCAACAUCCUGACGCAGCCGAGAAACUCGCCGUAUCUGACCUUUUUCGAGGGUACUGGAACAGGUGCCUUAGCCAUGAUGGAUAUCAAGAGAAGAAGAAAGCAUUUCUCAAAGAGCAACAUGAAUGGGAUAAACUUCAGCGAAGUAGCAUAUCCAGGAAAUGAAAAUAAUAGCAAGAUGAGACUGAAAGUAUAGAAGAAUACCAAAGAUGAACGUC
This is a messenger RNA of Xylona heveae TC161, 650 nucleotides long. RefSeq lists its product as hypothetical. The transcript has 2 exons. The coding region runs from base 121 to 597 and encodes 158 amino acids. Lineage: Eukaryota; Fungi; Ascomycota; Xylonomycetes; Xylonales; Xylonaceae. The record is from RefSeq and is a predicted model, not a curated record.